Molecule: messenger RNA, 731 nt
Organism: Lactuca sativa (garden lettuce)
Lineage: Eukaryota; Viridiplantae; Streptophyta; Magnoliopsida; Asterales; Asteraceae
Product: flowering-promoting factor 1-like protein 3
Biological process (GO): regulation of flower development
Source: RefSeq, a predicted model, not a curated record
UUCAUAUUCUUGCUCACUAAGUAUCCUACAAAACCUUAAUCUUUAAUUCCUACGUAGGAAACUAAAAGUUAAAGACAUGUCUGGUGUUUGGGUCUUCAAAAAUGGUGUGGUUCGACUGGAGAACCCUGGAAGUGAUUCCUUUCAAGGAUCUGGUCGACGUAAGGUGUUGGUUCAUGUAGCCACGAACGAAGUGGUAAGUUCGUAUGAGGUGCUGGAAAGAAUGUUGUUGUCAUUCGGAUGGGAGAGGUACUACGAUGACCCUGAUCUCUUUCAGUUUCAUAAAAGGUCAACUGUGCACCUAAUUUCUCUCCCUAAAGAUUUCAAAAAGCUCAAGCCCAUGCAUAUGUACGAUAUAAUCGUCAAGAAUCGGAAUGUGUUUGAAGUAAGAGAUAUAUAACUAACCGGCCAUGCGGAGCCCUGGCAGGCUAUAGCUAGCUAGUUGGCUCGUUAUUAGUUAGGAUGAUCAUUAUGUUGUGUUCUUGGUGUUUAUUGGUUUGUUUGUUUCAUUCUGUGAUGGGUGUGAGUGAAAGUACCUCUGCUGACAAAGUAAGUCCAAGUUGGGUUUCGGGUCUCCCCAAGAAUGUUGGAGUACAUGAUGCAGUUGAAGUUUGAAUUUUUUUAGGGUUUGAGAAACUAAUUGCUUACAGUUCAAGGGUACCUUGCACGAUGAUAAUGUGCCUGUAAAUCUUGUAUGGUAUUUUCAGUAAUCGAAAUCAAGUUUCUGUGUGUAA